AUGGUUUCGGGUUCAGCAUUUUCGGGUUUGCUGUUAGAGGGGUUGGAUCUUGUGUUGAAGAGAGAGAGAGAGAUGCAACCACCACAUCAGCAUUCACGAAUCAAUCUUGUUGAACUGAAAUCUCAAAUAGUGAGGAAACUUGGACCAGAGAGGUCAAAGCAGUAUUUUUAUUACUUGAAUAGGCUGUUGGGGUUGAAGAUAAGCAAGGCUGAAUUCGAUAAGCUUUGUGUUCGGACUCUCGGGAGAGAGAACAUUUCGCUGCAUAAUCAGUUCAUUCAUUCGAUUUUGAAAAAUGCUUCUAGUGCCAAGGCUCCACCAUCAGCUCGUGAGAAUGAAAUUUUAGUGCACGCUACUGGAGUUGCGAAUAAAGAGCCUGUAGAUGCUGCUGCCAUUGAGCAAAAUGGAGCUUUUCUUGAUCAUCGUAAGGCUGGGGACCAUCACGGUUCACUUGGACUGAAUGGGAAGAUUAUUUCCAGUUCUCAACAAUCAAUACUCGCUGGAUCACGUGAUUUUAAAGUUAUUGAGGAGAAUGGGGAUUACAGGACACCCGAUGUUCAGAAGGCAGGGCAGCAAACGGGGAACAAUGCAGAGGAAUCAGGUCAUGACCCUACGAAAUUUCCAUUAAUAAAGAGACCAUCUUUUGCUCCAGUUUCUGUACAUAGCAAAGACCAAGGCAGAGGUGAAGGAAAAGAAAGCCAUGCUAAGGUCCAACCACAAGCUCCACUCGGGGUUCCAUUUUGCCAAGCUAGUGUGGGUGGUGCACGUAGAGCAUUGCCAUUGGGAACUGGUAGUAAAUGCGUUAGUACUUCUACAAGUGGUACUCUUUUAGACAGUUUAACGCUGAGGGAACGGAUGGAGCAGAUUGCUGUAGCACAUGGCCUUGAAGGGGUGUCUAUGGAUUGCGCCAAUUUAUUGAACAACGGUUUGGAUUCGUACUUAAAAAGUAUAAUUAGGUCUUGUGUUCAACUUGUGGGAGCGAGGUCUGGACACGAGCCAACAAAACCCACCAAGAAGCAUCCAACAUAUGGGAAGCUUGUUAAUGGCGUUGGGCCAGGCCAUAAUUUGCAGUUAAGUAGUUGUAGGCCUUUGGAAGCCAUACAGGAGCAUACACCCCGACCCCGUAACCUAAUCUCAUUGCAAGAUUUUAAGGUUGCCAUGGAGCUGAAUCCCCAGCAACUCGGUGAAGACUGGCCAUUGCUGCUCGAGAAAAUAUGCAUCGAUAUUUCCGAGGCCUUUGUGCAGCUCCUUUCUCUGCUCUUUCUAAGGCCUUUUUGCAACCUUAACGGUACAAUUUUCUUUGGUGGCCUUUCCGACCAGUCUGCAGCUGUUGACAAAAAUCUUGGUUUCUUACAAGCCGGUAGGGGGCAGGGCAGGGUUCUGUUGUCUCAUACUGCUACAGAGCUUGCCAUCAGCUAG
Messenger RNA from Ipomoea nil (Japanese morning glory), 1416 nucleotides. RefSeq lists its product as uncharacterized. Gene Ontology annotation, biological process: regulation of transcription by RNA polymerase II. The transcript is spliced from 3 exons. The record is from RefSeq and is a predicted model, not a curated record. Gene Ontology annotation, molecular function: transcription coactivator activity. Gene Ontology annotation, cellular component: SAGA complex. Bases 1 to 1416 code for a protein of 471 amino acids. NCBI's taxonomy places the organism in Eukaryota, Viridiplantae, Streptophyta, Magnoliopsida, Solanales, Convolvulaceae.